AUGGUGGUGACCACGGGUGAUGGUGGUGACGUGGCGAUGGGGCCCUCUGCCAAAUUUGAUUCCUCUGGAAUUCCAGGAAUUCCCUGGAUUCCGCCGGAUUCCAGCAGGAAUCAGUGGAGGACAAUAAAGACCUCCAAAACGGUACCCCACUUUGGCUUGAAGGGCGGGGGGGGGGAACACUUCCAUGGGUGCAUGUCGUGCUCCUCCCCGGCUGGAAUCUACCGCUGUGAGGAUUGUCUGGGACCAUUAGCAGAGUGCUUGAACUGCACGCUCAAGCGCCAUCGUCAGUUACCUCUCCACAUCAUCAAUAAAUGGGAUGGCGCAGGUUUCGACAAAGAUAAGCAAUCGGCAGCAGCUCCUCUGAAGCGAGUGGUUCCCUGCAACCAUUCACCAACCUCAGACUUGUGCAACUUUUCAUCUACUCAAAACAUUCCACGUCAUCACUUUGGCAGGCAGUUAUCCGCUCACGAAUACUACAAGGCCAUGGAGUACCUGACUGACAAUACGGAGUUGAACGUUCCAAAGGAUGAGGCAACAUUCAAGGAGGUCUUGUCGCCACUGGGGCCAGAGACCUUGCCCCUGACUGUCCAGCAUGUCCAGUCCCAGGUGUCAACCUGCCGGCCAACUUGA
Laccaria bicolor S238N-H82 is the source of this 630-nucleotide messenger RNA. RefSeq lists its product as uncharacterized. The transcript is spliced from 6 exons. Lineage: Eukaryota; Fungi; Basidiomycota; Agaricomycetes; Agaricales; Hydnangiaceae. The coding region runs from base 1 to 630 and encodes 209 amino acids. The record is from RefSeq and is a predicted model, not a curated record.